AUGGCCAGCGUGGACAGGGGAGAGCCAAGGGUGGCCCGAGGGGAGCCGCAGACCGUGGAGCAGGACUGGCACUGGUGGAUUUUUGUCAACCGCAGCCUGGCACUGGGGAAUAUCUGCUGCUUCGGCUUUGACAUGGACUACACUCUGGCUGCCUACAAGUCCCCGGCCUACGAGAUGCUGACCUUCGAGCUGCUGCUGGAGCGUCUGGUGUGCAUCGGAUACCCGCAUGAGAUCCUGCGCUACUCCUACGACCCCACCUUCCCCACCAGGGGACUGGUGUUUGAUGCUCUCUACGGAAACCUGCUGAAGGUGGAUGCCCACGGGAACGUGCUGCUGGGCACCCAAGGCUUUACCUUCCUCUCGGAGGCAGAGAUAUGGGGCUUCUACCCCAGCAAGUUCAUUCAGAGGGACGCUGCGCGUUUCCAUGUUCUCAACACACUCUUCAACCUGCCGGAAACCUACCUGUACGCCUGCCUGGUGGACUUCUCUGGCUGCUCCCGAUAUAUCAACUGUGACACUGGCUAUCAGCAUGGGAACCUCUUCAUGUCCUUCUGAAGCCUCUUCCAGGAUGUGACAGAUGCCAUGGAUAAUGUCCAUCAGUCGCUCUGCUCCCUCCUGCGGGGCUGUCUCAAGGAGAAGACCCUGGAGAACUUGGAGAAGUAUGUGGAGAAGGAUGUGAGUGGCCACAGACCAGGGGGAAUCCCCAUCCUGCUGGGCAAGAUGAAGGAGGUUGGGAAAGUGUUCCUGGCCACCAACAGCAGCUACAACUACACUGAUGCCAUCAUGACCUACCUGUUUGGCACUGGUGAGGCCGGGGCCACAGCCAGGCCCUGGAGUUCCUACUUUGACCUGAUUGUGGUGGACAUGCAGAAGCCACGUUUCUUUGCGGAGGGAACGGUGCUGAGACAGGUCAACACGGACUCAGACAAACUCCGCGUCGACACCUACACCGGGCCCCACCAGCACUGUGCCAUCUACUCUGGAUGCUCAUCGGAUGUGGUAUGCAAAUUGCUCGGGGUGCGGGGGAAGGACAUCCUGUACAUUGGUGACCACAUCUUGGUGGACAUCCUCAAGUCCAAGAAGCGGCAGGGCUGGUGGACUUGCCUGGUGGUUCCUGAGCUGUCCCGGGAGCUGGGCAUCUGGAUCCAAGAGAAGGAGAGAAUGGAGGAGCUGAAGAGGCUGGAUGUGCACCUGGCUGACCUGUACCAGCACAUGGAUGGAAGCAGUUAUGACCUUCAACUCCUCAACUCCACCAAGAGAGAGAUUUGGAGAGUCACCCGGGAGCUGGACCUGAGCUAUAGCACGAUGGGCAGCCUGUUCCGCUGUGGCUUCCGCCAGAUGCUCUUCUCCAGCCAGCUGAUGCGCUACGCUGACCUCUAUACAGCCACCUGCCUCAACUUCCUGCACCACCCGCUCAGCUCGCUGUUCCGGGCGCCCCAGGAGCUGGCUGAAGGCCAAGAGAGAGACGAGGACCAGGAGGGCUGCCUGGGGGCUGCGUGAGUCCUGGACACGGGCUGGCAUCAGUGUCAUCUUCUACUUGAGACAUUUUCCAGAUAAGUGGUUUCAGGAACAAUAUGGAAGAUGGAAAAAGCAAACAUGUUGAAAUCUCCUAAGAGUAACAGUUUGGGAGCCCAGGAACACUUCUUUUAGGGAGGAGGGUGUAUUGCUCUCAUCCUGGGAGCCAUUCCACCUCCCCCAAACCCCUGCCGCCACCCCGCUCUGUGCCAUUGGGAAAUGUGUGUAAUAAGUGGAAUGAUUUUACCUGUUCCCUGAGCGUAUCGUUUCACCGCCAAUUUCUAUUCAUUUCUUUCUUUCUUUUUUGUCUUUUCUUUUUAGCCACACCCA
Sus scrofa (pig) is the source of this 1845-nucleotide messenger RNA. Lineage: Eukaryota; Metazoa; Chordata; Mammalia; Artiodactyla; Suidae. The record is from RefSeq and is a predicted model, not a curated record.